Molecule: messenger RNA, 2719 nt
Organism: Zonotrichia albicollis (white-throated sparrow)
Lineage: Eukaryota; Metazoa; Chordata; Aves; Passeriformes; Passerellidae
Product: 5-hydroxytryptamine receptor 7
Biological process (GO): smooth muscle contraction; adenylate cyclase-activating adrenergic receptor signaling pathway; circadian rhythm
Cellular component (GO): plasma membrane
Molecular function (GO): G protein-coupled serotonin receptor activity
Source: RefSeq, a predicted model, not a curated record
GCAUGCCACCGAUCCUCUCCCGUGGCUACCGACAGCCCGAGCGUGGCCACUGCGUGCCAGGAGCGGGGAUUUGCGGAUUUGCGGUCCCGGCUUUGAAGUUUGCGUGUGCCACGGGCAGGGGAUGCAGCAGGCGGGGGCUGUGCCCACGCUGGUGCUGUGGCUCGUGGUGUCGCAUGCACAGAGGAGGCUCUGCAAGGGAUUAAAUGUAUGGAUGCAGAGGAGAAGUGCCACAGCAGCAGGCACAGCUCGGCAGGGAGCACACAGGGAUCCACGAGCCGUUCUCUCUGCUGGAACAGCACAUGGAUGAGCGGGGAGAUGUUGCAGGGAGCCCUUGGUGCUGCUUCCCAAGCGGAGAGCGGCUGCCUCCAAGCAUCCCCCGGGAAAAUGCGUGUCCUUAAGGAGACUUGGGAAGCGGCUUCCUGCCGGGCACGUGUCACUGCUGGGGGAGCGCUGGUGGCGAGCUCGGAGCAUGCUGCUGAGGGCCAGCCCCAGGAGGUUUCUGGAGCAGCACCUUCUGCUGGUGGAGAGCGCAGAGCAGCAGCGGCCGGCUCGGGAAGCGCUCCCGAAUCCAUUCAUGACUGAGGAACCUCCCGCCCCAGCCGAGCCCGAGCUGCCGCCCUCCAACCUCACCAACAACGGCACCGACUGCGGCGAGGAGAUCCUGCUCUAUGGGGACACCGAGAAGGUCGUCAUCGGGGCCGUGCUCUCCAUCAUCAUCCUCACCACCAUCGCCGGCAACGGGCUGGUCAUCAUCUCCGUGUGCAUCGUCAAGAAGCUCCGGCAGCCCUCCAACUACCUGGUGGUGUCCCUGGCCGCCGCCGACCUGUCGGUGGCCUUUGCUGUCAUGCCCUUUGUCACCAUCACGGACCUGGUGGGGGGAGAGUGGCUCUUUGGGAAGGUGUUCUGCAACGUCUUCAUCGCCAUGGACGUGAUGUGCUGCACCGCCUCCAUCAUGACCUUGUGCAUCAUCAGCGUGGACAGGUACCUGGGCAUCACGCGGCCUCUGACCUACCCCGUGAGGCAGAACGGGAAGCUGAUGGCCAAGAUGGUCUUCAUCGUGUGGCUCCUGUCGGCCUCCAUCACCCUCCCUCCGCUCUUCGGCUGGGCCCAGAACGUGACGGUGGAGCGGGUGUGCCUCAUCAGCCAGGACUUUGGCUACACCGUCUACUCCACGGGGGUGGCCUUCUACAUCCCCAUGGCCGUCAUGCUGGUGAUGUACAGCCGCAUCUACCAGGCGGCCAAGGUGAGCGCUGAGAAGCACCGCUUCAUGAACUUCCCCAAGCACUACGAGGACGAGGGCGUCUACUGCCUCGAGGCCUCCGCCCGCGCCCACCACAGCUCCCGCCGCACCAAGGCCGCCGAGGAGUGCGCCACGCUCUCCAAGCUGCUCCGCCAGGACCGCAAGAACAUUUCCAUCUUCAAGAGGGAGCAGAAAGCCGCCAGGACCCUCGGCAUCAUCGUGGGGGCCUUCACGUUCUGCUGGCUGCCCUUCUUCCUGAUGUCCACGGCGCGGCCGUUCAUCUGCGGCAUCCGCUGCAGCUGCAUGCCCCUGAGGCUGGAGAGGACUCUGCUCUGGCUGGGUUACACCAACUCCCUCAUCAACCCCCUCAUCUACGCCUUCUUCAACAGGGAUUUGAGGACUACUUUCUGGAACCUGCUGCGCUGCAGGUACAGGAACAUCAACAGGAGGCUCUCGGCCGCCAGCAUGCACGAGGCCCUGAAAGCCACGGAGAGGCACGAGUGCAUCCUGUAGUGCCUGACCUCCUGCCUCUCCAUGUCCUCGCUUCCCUGGCCUCCCAGGGGCUUGCAGGAGCUGUCCAGCCCCACCAGACAUUGCCACUGAGGGUGAUGGUCCUUCCCCUCACCCUGGGAACAAGUGGAGGGAACUUUGGGAACAGCCCUUCCUUCUCACUCUGUCCCAGGUGGGAGCAAGACCUGGGGGUUCAAGGUCUACCAAUGACUGUGGGCCAGUCACACCACCUUUCUGUGCCUCAGUUUACCCAUCUGUUAUAAAAGUUUAAAAACAAAAAAAGGAAAAGAAAAGAAAUCCUCCCAGCCAACCAACCAAACGAAAAAAAACUCUAAAAACUUGAUAAGACUGUGGCUCUCCACCUUCAAAAAGGGCUCUAAGGUCUGUGGAGGGCACACAAAAUCCUGUGUAAAGACAACACUGGCUGCACUUCUCUGUGGAAUCUGAUAGCAGCUCCGUUGUACACCCAAGCCCUCUGUGCCAUCCCAGCUUAUCCGAGCCCUUUUCCCGAGGUAAUUGCAUUUCACACCCUGAGCUCACGUCCAGGUUUGCACGUCAGAGCAGAAAUACCAAUGCCCCCGUUCCCCCCACACUGUAGCACUGCAGCACUUGGAGGAGAUGAAUUUGGAGGGUGAAACACAAACGAACACGGAGUUUCCUUCAUGGUUAGAUAGGGAAGUUUGACACCUCCUGCUCAUCAGGGCAAUGAUCAGAGAGCAAAGCCAGAUGUGUUUAUUGGGUUGUACUGUAAUUCAUUCCCAGACAAGUGACGUGUGUUCAUCAUUUGUGGCUAAUUGACUCCAUAAAAGCACGCUUUGGUUGACAACAGAAAAAAAACCAUAUAAUUUCCCUGACAGCUUUAUGGUAUUUCGGUAUGAUGUCCAGCAAGCUUGAAAAAAUACACUGAAUGAUGUUAUCUUUUUCUUAAAAAAAAAAAAGAAAAAAGAAAAAAAAGGUUUGGUUUCCUUA